Benincasa hispida (wax gourd) is the source of this 3189-nucleotide messenger RNA. RefSeq names its product EIN3-binding F-box protein 1-like. NCBI's taxonomy places the organism in Eukaryota, Viridiplantae, Streptophyta, Magnoliopsida, Cucurbitales, Cucurbitaceae. Gene Ontology annotation, biological process: SCF-dependent proteasomal ubiquitin-dependent protein catabolic process. Gene Ontology annotation, molecular function: protein binding. Gene Ontology annotation, cellular component: SCF ubiquitin ligase complex. The record is from RefSeq and is a predicted model, not a curated record.
AAAAUUGGUUGGGCAGUGGCAAAGGGGCAAAGAGCAAGAGGGGGGUCUGCUUGGAAUUUGUGGUUUUUUGGAGAGAUACAUUGCACAUUCACAAUCCCACCUCAAAUUCAUAUUCAUUAUAUGAAUUUUUUUCUCACCCACUAUCACUGAGAUUGACAUCUUCCACCUCCCCUUUUCUUCUUCUUCUUCUUCCUUUUUUUUCCCCAUUAAUCAAUUCUAUUAAUCCAAAUAUAUAUACUCUUUUCAUUCCAUUUCUUCUUCCCACUUCACAAAUUCCCCUUCUUUCUUCCUUUUUUCCCCCUUUCUCUAUUGGGGUUUUCAGCAAAUGCUCCUCCUCUUCUUUCUCAUACUUCUCAUUUGCUUUGUGAUUUCUGAGUUCGAGGUUUUCUUUGUGGGAAGUUCUUCUUUUCUAUUCUUCUUCAGUGUUGCUCUGUUGCUGUCCCCAUGCCUGCCCUCGUCAACUACGGUGGUGAUGACGAAUAUUACCCUGCGGGUUCCUUUUACUCAAACCCCAUGGAUUUGGAUGCCUUGCUACCAACUAGCUCUCAUGUUGAUCUGUAUUUUCGUCCUAGUAAGAGAGCUCGAAUCGGUGCACCGGUUGUGUUUGGAGGAAGAGAAUUUGAGCAGGAGUGUAAACCGUCCAUUGAAGCUCUUCCUGAUGAAUGUCUCUUUGAGAUCUUCAGGCAUCUCCACAGUGCUAGAGAGAGGAGCUCCUGCGCUGGCGUUUCGAAACGGUGGCUUAUGCUUUUGAGUACUAUUCGUAAGGCUGAAAUUUGCAAGAGCAGAAGUGCAUCGAUCUGUCAGAUGGUUGAGUGUUCAAAUGUUGAGCAGCAGAAGUCUGAAUGUAGUGAGAUUUCAGUAGUGAACUGUGAUAAAGAUCAAGAGGAUGAAAGUAAUGGUUUUCUUACAAGAUGUUUAGAAGGCAAGAAAGCUACUGAUGUAAGACUUGCUGCUAUUGCAGUAGGAACUAGUGGACGUGGGGGUUUGGGAAAGCUUUCAAUUCGAGGAAGUAACUCUACUCGUGGAGUUACCAACCUCGGUCUUUCGGCUAUUGCCCACGGUUGCCCUUCUCUUAGGAUGCUUUCUUUGUGGAAUGUACCAUCAGUUGGGGAUGAAGGAUUGUUUGAAAUAGCUAGAGAAUGUCAUUUGCUAGAGAAGCUUGACCUCUGUCACUGCCCUUCAAUCUCAGACAAAGGUUUGAUCGCAAUCGCGGAGCGAUGCACUAACUUGACCUUUUUAAAUAUUGAAUCAUGUCCAAAGAUUGGAAAUGAGGGGUUGCAAGCAAUCGGAAAGUUAUGUUCUAAACUACAGGCCAUCUCUAUCAGAGAUUGCCCUCGUGUUGGGGAUCAAGGUGUUUCAAGUCUAUUCGCGUCGUCUUCCUGUGCUAUAAUGAAAGUAAAGUUCCAAGCAUUGAACAUAACCGAUUUCUCUCUUGCUGUGAUUGGACAUUAUGGCCAGGCCAUUACACACCUAACCCUCAGUGGUCUUCAGAAUGUUAGUGAGAAGGGAUUUUGGGUCAUGGGUAGUGCUCAGGGCUUGAAGAAAUUGACGUUGUUGACGAUUGCUUCUUGCCGAGGGAUGACCGAUGUGAGUCUCGAAGCGAUUGGAAAGGGAAUUGCAAACCUGAAGCAGAUGUGCAUUCAGAAAUGUUGUUUUGUUUCAGACAAUGGACUGAUAGCUUUUGCCAAAGCUGCAGGAUCACUCGAGAUGUUGCAAUUAGAAGAGUGCAACAGAAUCACCUUAUUGGGCAUUGGCGGUGCCCUUUCAAGCCAUAUUCGAAAUUUGAAGUCUCUUACUCUGGUGAAGUGCUUGGGGAUCAAGGAUAUUGCUAAAGAAGUAACAUUGCCCUCUCCUUGCACCUCCCUUAGAUCCUUAUCUAUCCAAAACUGCCCUGGCUUUGGUAGUGCCAGUCUUUCAAUGGUUGGGAAGUUGUUUCCUCAACUUCAACAUGUUGAAUUGAUUGGCCUUUACGGUAUUACAGAUGCCUCAAUGUUUCCACUUCUCGAGACCUGUGAAGGGCUUGUGAAGGUGAACCUUAGUGGCUGCAUAAAUUUGACCGACGAAACCGUCUCAACCUUGGUUAGGCUGCACGGAGCAACGAUCGAAGUUCUGAAUCUUGACGGUUGCAGAAAGAUCACUGAUGCAAGUUUGGUAGCUAUUGCAGAUGCGUGCUUGUUACUAAAUGAACUAGAUGCUUCAAAGUGUGCUAUCACUGACGCUGGGCUUGCAGUUCUUUCAUCUUCAGAGCAGAUAAAUUUGCAAGUUCUUUCCCUGUCGGGUUGUUCCGAAGUAUCAAACAAGAGCUUGCCUUUCCUGGAAAGAUUGGGAAAGUCACUCGUCGGCUUGAAUCUCAAAAACUGCCACUCAAUCAGCAGUGGCACAGUUGGGAUGAUCGUCGAGAACUUGUGGAGAUGUGACAUUCUCGUCUAACCAUGGAUAGUCAGCUCAGCAAUGUAGUUAUAAAGAUACGAGUAGAUAUCGUUCCAAGUUACAGUAUAGGUACAUCAAGUUUAUAUGGUCUUUUUCACACAGAUAGCAACAUUCAGCAAACUUGUUUCCAUAAACAGCGGGCUUCCCGACUGUGUAUUCUUUCCGUGGCUCGGUUGUUUUAAGGAGCUAUGGCCAAUUACCUUCAUUUUUUGCAAGCUUUCUUUCAGCUUGUUUGACUGUUUUGAGUCUCCAUUGAUGGGAGGCUUCCUCUUUGAUGGCCAUGGCUCCCUAAGAAAUACAAUUACCAAGUCUCAGUUAAGAUUUACAUGUCUUUGUACUCCCACUGAUCUACCUUCUGGUUUUGUCAAGCUGAAUGUUCUAUAAUUAGCUGUUUUAGCUUACAGAUUCAUUACUUAAAUGCAUCUGCCAAUAAGCUUUCUAUAUACUGAGUCAUAUAACUCUGUUGUGUUGUGUAAAAGUCUUGUUUGGUUUUGAUCAUUUGGUCAAAUGUCCUCGUUCCCAUUCAGUUGCAGUCUUUCGUGUUCGUUUGCAUAUGUUGUGUUUGCUUCGAGUCGAUGUUCAGUGUGGAUAUCUGUUGAUCGUGAGUUUCGGCAAUGGUAUUCUGUUUAUUCAGUCUGCCAUAUCAGCCUAUAGGUUGUUUUUUUCCAAAGCCACGGUAUAGUCGUUUAUGGUUUAAUAUUUGUACCCUGUAACUUAUGUGUUCUAAAUAAUGAGAAGAGUUCUUCUCUGUUUCAUAAA